Culicoides brevitarsis is the source of this 2352-nucleotide messenger RNA. RefSeq names its product zinc finger protein 235-like. Gene Ontology annotation, biological process: regulation of transcription by RNA polymerase II. Bases 1 to 1962 code for a protein of 653 amino acids. The transcript is spliced from 2 exons. The record is from RefSeq and is a predicted model, not a curated record. Gene Ontology annotation, cellular component: nucleus. NCBI's taxonomy places the organism in Eukaryota, Metazoa, Arthropoda, Insecta, Diptera, Ceratopogonidae. Gene Ontology annotation, molecular function: DNA-binding transcription activator activity, RNA polymerase II-specific; RNA polymerase II cis-regulatory region sequence-specific DNA binding.
AUGGCACAAGACAUAAAUAUCAUCUUAAAUUUGGGGAAAGAACGUCUCGAAAAUCCAAAAUUUGAAUUAAUAACACAAGAAAACUCAAAAAAUCACAAAAUAAUUGCCGAUUUCAAUGCAAAUUGCGAAAAAUGUGAACACAAAAUACAAAUCAACAUAUUUUACAACGACGAAGAAGUGCUUAAAAUCAAAAAUCACAGCGACUUACCGAUAAAUCUUCCUGAAAUAUCGAAUCCCGUGCCUCCAAAUGUUGAAUUGCCAUCUCUGACUUCCGUUGAAGGUCCGUAUUUUCAAGUUUUUCCUCAAUCCGAUGGCUCGGAAGUGUUUAUUGAGAAAAAAUCAAAGUCGUUUCGUGUCACAAACUACGAUCCACGAUCCAAAAUUUGCGAUUUGUGCAAUUACGAAGUGCCAAAUGCGGAUAAAAUGAGUGUUCAUCGCCGUUUUCAUUUUUUUCCGAAGCCAAAUGACGUUGAAUGUCGUGCUUGUGGUACUGCCUGCUCAAAUUCCUUGGAAAAAACGCAACAUUCGUACUUUUGUGCUCAAAGUCAAGCUUUGGAAGGUCUUUCUUGCUUCGAAUGUAACUUCAAAGCCACGAAUUUUGAUGAUUUUCGAGAUCAUUUAAGCAAAAUUCAUUCAGGAUAUCCGCCGAUUUCGAAAAAUUGCAAGCUCUGUGGGGUCAAAACAAGUAACAAUAAACACAAAUGUCUCGCUGGCUUCCAAAAAUAUCUCGCACAGUUGGAUUUACCGCCAAAUCUCGUCAUUCCCGAUGUUUAUUCGCUCAAAAGUUCGUAUAGCAGGACACAUCCGCAGCCCGAUGGAAGUCUCGUGUACAUUGGCAAGCGCGAUAACGGCAUUCAAAUUAUGAAUUUCGAUCCAACGACAGAAAAAUGUGAGCUUUGUGGCAAAAGUCACCUGAAAAAUAAGGAAAAUGUCGUUCAGCAUCGCUUGAAAAUGCAUUUUUUCCCGCCGGAUUCGGGAAAUUUGUGUCAAGGAUGUCAAAAAGAGUUCAAAACUGACGAAAAUAAGAAGAUUCACAGUCAUUUUUGUACAAAAAAGCACCUGAUAAAAGUGAAUUAUUGCAUUUCGUGUCGCGAACAGUUCACAAAUUACCCGAAUUUCGCGUCGCAUUUGAAAAAAUUCCACGAUGGAGCUGGGAUCGAGUGUCGUUUCAUGUGCCAUCUUUGCUCAAAGUCCUUCGAACAUGAUCAUCAGUUGCAGGAACACGUUUUGAGGCAUUUCGACGGCAAACCCUUCAAAUGUGCGCAUUGCGAUAGUGAACAACGGAACAAAAAAGGCAUCAUCACGCAUCUGAUUCGUUUCCAUUUCAAUUCCGCGGCGAAAUUUAAAUGCGAUUCGUGUUCGCCUCCGAUGCUUUUUGCCUACGAGAAGCAAUUCAAGGUUCAUGUCGACGCCCUGCACCUUAGACUGCAAAAAGUUUCCGUGCCAUGUCCCACAUGCGGAAAAUUAAUUCGAAAAAAGGGCCUGAAAAAUCACAUUCAGAAGCAACAUACCGACACUUUUGUGCCGAAAGAGACUUUUGAGUGUCAGACUUGCGGAAAAAUUUUCUUUCGGAAGCAGAAUUUGGAAGCGCAUCAGUUGAUGCACUUGCCCGAGAACGAAAGACUUUACAAAUGUCGGUUUUGUGAGAGGACGUUCAAUAAAAAGCUCGGAUUUGUGGAGCAUGAAAGGAAUCACACGGGAGAAAAGCCUUAUAAAUGCGAACAUUGCGGCAAAGCAUUCGCUCGGAGCUCGACGUUUCAAGAUCACAAGAGGGAACAUACGGGACAGAGGUUUGUUUGUUCCGUUUGCUCCAAAGAGUACAAGGAUCGGGGGAAUUAUCGACAUCAUAUGAAGCAGCAUGAAAGCCAAAUGGGCGUAAAACUAACAUUCAACCACGAAGAACGUCGUUUGAUGAAAUUAAAAGUCCUCACAGCUGAACAAGCUCUCAAAAGCGGAAUCUAGUCUCAAAAUACAAAAAAUCAAAAUUUUAUUAUAUUUUUUUAUUUUUAUUUCUUAUAAUUUCCAAUAGUAUUUCUAAAACUCUUUUUUUUAUUUUUUUAAAUUUAUUUUCAACGUCAUUGUUCUCCAUUGCUACUUUUUUUUAUUUAAUUAUUUAUUUAAUUUUUUUAAACCAUUCUGACUUCUAUUCUACAGUAAAUGAACGCAAUCGAAGAAUUAAUAAAAAAAAUCAUAAAAAAUGAUUCUAAGAUGUACUUAAGCGUAAAACUAUAUUCUUCAUCUGUUUCUGAGACGAGGUAUCUACGGUAAAAAAAAAAGGUCCGACAGAAAUGCAUUUUGGCGUCUUUUAGGCAGUUUUCAGAUGAAACAAAAAAAAAUUUGGCGUGCCCGGGA